GCAAACCCAUCAUGACCCGACCCUUGAAGACCCGUAACCCGAGAUUCCCAACCUGAAAUUACCCAACCCGACCCGUUUGCCAGAUCUAGAGCAACCGCAUAACGACCAAAAAUAUUUCAUGAACCUACACAACCAAAUCACAUCCUAGUUCAUAAUAAUCAAAAUAGAGAUCAAUCACAAUCGAUUCAAACACGAUCAACGCUGAUUCCCGUGCCUAUCAAAAUUCCCUAAGCACGAUCAUAUAAGACACUUGACUUCACAUCUUGAAUUGAUGAAUUCAAAAUUUUUUGAACACCAAAAUCAAAUCUUUUUGCCAAAUCGGCCAAAACCUGAAUCUGAAUGACCUAGGUCUGGCGGGAUGAUGGGUACCUUUUUUGUAGGUCAAAACUCAAAAGGAGUUUCCUCAUCCCACGAGGGCGUUAUUGUAAUUCAACAAAAACAAGGGCGCGUUAGGGUUUCCUUCCCCCAUUUAUAAACCUCGUUUUUGGAUCGCUGCCGUGCGGUUGUAUUAGCUGUAAUUGUCGGUUCGAUUCCCUCUCUCCUUCUUCACUUCCCCCUUCUCUUACUUAGCUCUCUGCCUCCAAUUUUUUUCCCUCCCUGAUCAAAUUUCUGAUCAUACUUUCGCCUCCAUUAUCAUCAUCUGAUUCCCUGAUCACUUCACCUUCUCCCUCGUCCAGUCCGAAUCUGAUCACGAUCAUUUCUGUAGCUUGAUUAGAUCACCACCUUCCAAAUCUUACCUAGAUCUCUGUUCUCACAAGCUUCUACUUGAUUCACUACCCAGCUCGAGUUCAGCCUCCAAUCGGGGAACUUGACAGCUGCCCAUUUCAGCUCAUAGCCAUUCCCGAUCUGGGUUCCUGUUAGAUCUCGAGUACACCCGCCUUAAAAUGCCCGAUCCGAGUGACAAAAUGUCGGGCUACGCCGACGACGACGGCAGCCGGGGAUCCUCGCCGGGAGGAGAAGGAGACGGCCAACAGAAGAAGACGUGCGCCGAUUGCGGAACGAGCAAGACCCCUCUAUGGAGAGGCGGCCCUGCCGGUCCCAAGUCGCUUUGCAACGCGUGUGGGAUCAGGAGCAGGAAGAAGAGAAGGGAUAUACUAGGGUUAAACAAAUCGUCAUCCACCGAGAAGAAAUCGGCGGCGAAGAAGGCCCUGACCCAUGGCGGCGGCGGCGGAGGAGGGCAUAAUGGUCACACCAGCAGUAACAAGCUGGUGGGGAACGGGUUGAAAGCGAGAUUUGUGGCGUUGGGAAGGGAAGUGAUGAUGAAGCAGCAGCAGAGAUCGAAGGUGGAGAAGCAGAGAAGGAAGUUGGGGGAGGUAGAGCAAGCGGCGGUUCUGUUGAUGGCGUUAUCUUAUGGCUCUGUUUAUGCCUAAUCAUUGGUUUGGUUUCUAAUUAGGGAUUUGGGUAAUCAAUAAGCAAGAACCCAAAUAGAAUGAGAGGAAAAUUUGUAUUAGCUGACCAAAAUUUAAGAUUAGUAGAUGGGUUUAGUGAGUUGGGUUUGAAUGUGUAAUCCUUAAAAGUUUUGGAGGGUGCUAACUGUAUUUGAUGAUGAUGUUUGUUGUUGUUCUUAGGGUUUGGGUGGACAGUGAAAAGAAAUGUGGUGGGUGGGUGGAUGGGGUUGUGUUGAAUUGAAGAGGAGAUGAGCAAAAAAGAAAGAAAAAAAAGUGCUGCAAUGAUUUUUAUAAUAUUCAAUUCUAUUCUAUUUAACAGCUGUUGUGAUGGCGAUGGGUCUUGGUUUGUUGGUUG
Messenger RNA from Linum tenue, 1743 nucleotides. Lineage: Eukaryota; Viridiplantae; Streptophyta; Magnoliopsida; Malpighiales; Linaceae. The record is from the annotation of a GenBank genome assembly.